AUGACAAAUGCUUAUCAUGCUAUUAAGGAGCAUCGGAUGUCUGUAUGGAAAGCAGCUAGGGCUUACUGUGUUCCGGAAACCACACUUCGACAAAGAGCAUUGGGGAGAGUUGACCCUGAGAAACUAACGUCUGGAGUUUCUCCUGUUCUUUCGCUAGAGGAAGAAGCUGCAUUUGUUGACCAUUUAAAGGUUAUGGCUAGUUGUGGCUACGGCUACACUAGAUCAGAAGUAGUUACCAUGGCCUCAGAAUAUGCCUGCAGUUUGCAGAAACGUGACAGAAAUCAUCCAUUUUCAAUGAAGUGGUUCAAAGGCUUUAUGAUGCGGUGGCCAGAACUGAAUGUUUCAAAGCCUCGCGCCUUAUCAGCUGCCAGGGCAAAGUCAACCUCUGAAGAAGUAGUGUCAAAUUACUAUCGAGAAUUAGACACCAUUCUUAAGAAGUACGACCUAGUCGAUAAACCUCAGUGCAUAUACAACAUUGAUGAAAAGGGGCUACAAACAGAACACAGACCACCCUGCAUUGUGGAUUCUAAGAUGUCAACAACACCUGCUAUAACAUCUGCGAGAUCUUCUACAGUAACUGUCAUAGGUUGUGGCAAUGGGUUAGGUACACAGAUGCCUCCGUAUUUCGUUUUCCAAGGGGCUCGAAUGAGACAGGAAUUGAUGGAAGGUGCAUCGGAGGGUGCUCAACGCACAGUAACAGACAGUGGUUGGUCGAACUCUGAAGUCUUUCAGACUUAUUUAUCUGAACAUUUUCUUAAAUAUGUCCAAAGACCGAAUGAAAACCAACCUAUCAUAAUUCUUUACGACGGACACAAAUCACACAUUAACCUCACGCUUGUUGACUGGGCAAAGCAACAUAAUAUUGUUUUAUUUGUUCUGCCUGCCCAUACAAGCCAUGUUCUUCAACCUCUAGACCUUGGAUGUUUUGGCACAUUUCAAAAAAUCUAUAAUGCUGAGUGCCAUAAAUUUUUACGUGAAAAUCCAUCUUCAAAAAUUUACAAGAUAUAA
Molecule: messenger RNA, 1008 nt
Organism: Saccostrea echinata
Lineage: Eukaryota; Metazoa; Mollusca; Bivalvia; Ostreida; Ostreidae
Exons: 1
Coding region: 1-1008 (335 amino acids)
Cellular component (GO): nucleus
Molecular function (GO): DNA binding
Source: RefSeq, a predicted model, not a curated record